GAUUGCACGAGAAUUAGAGAAUCCUUUCAGUUUUGCGAUCUAUCGAUUUCUUCUAGAUUUAAAAAUGGCGUCGAGUGUCAUGCGGUUAUGUGCAUCGAGAUUCGAGAUUUGGUUGGCAACCUGAAAGUAGAGAACAUGGUAAAACACGUGUGGUAUUGAGCGUGAGAAGCAUACCUUCAUCACGAACUUUAGAAUACAAUAUCAAUCCACUCUGAUGAAAGUUUGUGGAAUACUGUGAAAUAUUGUGGAAUCAAGAGGUGGAAAAUAGAAGAAAGAGAGAGAAAAUCGUAUUACGUUCAAAUAUUUUAAAAUAAGAGCACAUUUGUAUAUACUUUAGGAACAAAUUAAAGAUCAUCCAUUGAACAUGGCUUCGAACAAAUCAUUCAAUUCAAACAAUAUUCAAGUAAAGAUAGAGCCCGAUACAUCUGCUUCGUCGAUGCCGUCGACAUCGUCAAUGUCAACAUCUUCAACAUCGUUGACACCCCUUUCAGAAAGAGUAUCAAGCAUUAAAAUGGAGCCAGGGUUACCCACAACUACACAGAGGCUGACAUCUUUUCGGUUACCACGAGACCUGACAUUAGGUGGAAACAUUAAGACGGAGAAGCCAAAGAAAGUGUAUACGCCAAAUCUUAAUGUACAAAGAAAUAAAAAGAAGGACGAUCCAGCAACUAAGAAUGAACCUGUGAAGUCAAGGCAUAGUGACCGUGGAAGAGACCGAGGGAGAGGAGAUAGAGGACGUGGAAAAGGGGACAGAGGAAAUAUAAUACAGUCUGUUGGUGUAUGGUCAGAAGGAAUAUACUCAGCACCUAGCAUUAGUAGAAGGUCCGAAGGUACUUCCAAAUCUAGUAAUACAGCAAAUGCCGCAAAAUAUUUAGAGAAACCUAAAUUUGAUAUAAAAAAGACUACUGAUAAAACGGAAAAAGAAAAGAAAUUAGAACACCUAUUAACAUUUGAUUUUAUUGAUGAUGGCCCUGAUAUUGAGAACAAAAUAAAGCCUCUUAUAUUACCAAGAAUUAAAAAGGAUAUUUAUGAAAAAAUUGAUUAUAAAAUUGAUAGGAAACCAGUCAUUUCGGAAAAUGGUGAAAUCAUAAAUGUAGAAAAAGGAAAGAAAGGCCUUCAGGAUCAAAAGGAAGAGCUUACCAUUUCUCAAAUAAUUGAAAACAAAACUAAUUCUUAUACAUUAAUACAGUUUCCAGAAUCUUUGCCAGGUAUGGAAUCUAGUAGAGAAGAACCAGGAUCAAAGCAACCAAAUACUUCUAAUGAUUCAAAUACUUCUAGUGAAAGUGAUGAUAAAACAAAAACCGAACGUUGUAUUUUAAACAAUUUAAAAAGUGGUCCUAUAGGUAAACUUGAAAUUUUUAAAUCGGGCAAAGCAAGAUUACGUUUUGGCGAAAUAAGUUUUUUCGUCGAUAUUGGAUCACAACAACGUUUCCAACAGGAUCUUUUAGCUGUAAAAAUAGACUCCGAAUCUUCAAGCGGCGAUCUUGUCAAUCUUGGUCCAAUAAAUAAUAAGUUAAUUUGUUCACCAGAUUUCGAAUCUAUGUUGAAUGAUUCUUAAAUUCUUCAAAUGCAUAUUUUUAAUAAAACAUUUAUAUAAAGGGAUGUCGAGCUGUAGGAGAUUUGUGAACAACACAACGUAUUAUAAUUCUCAAUAUUUCUAUAUUUUUUUUAAUACUAGUAAAUUAUGUAAAUUAUUAAAUAAAUUAUAUUACGUCUGCAAAUUCGGUAUGGCGAUUCUGAUGUCUAGGAGAAAUUAGGAGUCACUGUAAAAUAGAAACGAUUAUAUCAUUCGGGAGCACACAGUUUUUAUAAGUGGGUUUUCGCUUGUUGUUCGACUUGUACACACAAAUGUUGCUGUAAUAUUAUCACUCAAAUAUACUAUUUAUUAUUUUC
Molecule: messenger RNA, 1893 nt
Organism: Pogonomyrmex barbatus (red harvester ant)
Lineage: Eukaryota; Metazoa; Arthropoda; Insecta; Hymenoptera; Formicidae
Gene: RpIIIC53
Product: RNA polymerase III subunit C53
Biological process (GO): tRNA transcription by RNA polymerase III
Cellular component (GO): RNA polymerase III complex
Molecular function (GO): DNA binding
Source: RefSeq, a predicted model, not a curated record